GGUCAGCGAGUAUUUGUCGGACAGCAGUAUUUAUCGGACGUUCUAUUUAUUUCGUGUAUUUUAACCCAUUAGCACAAUUUUCUACGUCACAUCCUUACGCGCGAUUGUUUUCUCAAUGUUGACACCAGAAAUUCGUUGAAAGGCAAGUAUUGUAGUUAAAUAAUUGUAAUGUUUACAAAUUUUGUCGCAAUGAAAUGUGACCUCCGCGCGGGGGAUAUUAAUAGUACGCGCAUGCGCAAAAUAAUUCACUCAAUAAGGCCCGACCUGUGUUCUUGAGAUUUUCGGUCGUCUGCUACAAUACACCAAACCUCCAUUGUUUUUUCUUAAAACCUCAUAUUUAACACGAAACUGAUGUAGUCAACAGCAACAAACUAUUUCAAUUAUUGAUUUGUUUACAUUAAAAACUCGACACACUUUUUUAUAAACAGAUAUCGUAUUUGCUUGCAAAAUGUUUAUAGUUAACGCUUUGAUUAAAGGGAAACAAAUCUUAUUGACGACUAUAUACAUUCACUGCUGGGAUUUUCGCCCUUGAUGGGUUUGUAAUAGCUGUGUUUCGUAAUAUUGAAUAGUCUAAUCUAUGUUAAUGUUUGCAUAGUUUAAGUAAUUUUACGAAUAAACCCCACAUUUGAUACACAAAUAUAAGUUUAGGAAUGCUAGCAUUAAUUAAACGACUUAAAAAGGAUAAUGGUAUAUUUAAGUGUCUGUUUUACAAUUAGAAUGUAAUGCAAAAAUGGAUUGAAUUGCAGAAAACAAAUGCAAUCAAGGGAAAAGACACAGAUGCAGCGUGCCGUCUCUGCUGUUAGGCAGCACAAAAUGAAAAUUAGGGUCGCUGCACGGGAAUUCAAUGUUCCACGUAGUACAUUAUCAGAUCAUGUACAUGGGCGUGUUGGCGAGACACGCCCAGGCCCAGUGAGCCUAUUAAACGAUGAGGAAGAGGGGGCUCUUGUGAGUUAUCUAUUAUACAUGGCGGAUCAUGGUUUCCCUAUGACACGAAACAGAACCCGUGUUUAUAUUCGGGAAAUCAUUAAGCAAGGAGGUAGGACAUAUCCGUAUAAGGUGUCAGAGAAUGGGCCGUCAGACGAAUGGUUCCGAAAAUUGUUUGCGCGCCACCCGGAACUUCAGGAACGGACGCCCGAGAGUUUGGAUCCGGCACGUUCCUCAAUGUCGAGGGAGGAUGUCAUAUACCCAUUCUUUGACUUUCUGGACAAAACCCUCACACAGUAUGGUGUAAAAGAUAAACCGUCACAAAUAUUCAACUGUGACGAGACCGGUUGGUCGGGAAAAGAAAAAGCCAAAGGGAAAGUUAUUACUGGAAAAAGGGAGCACACCAUCAACCGGAAAGUUAUGGGCGGUGGAGGAAACCAUAUAACCGCGCACCUUUGCGUUUGUGCAGAUGGGCGGUUUCUCCCUACAAUGAUUAUUUUCAAGGGUUCAUUGCCACACACGCGUUUUACCGACGGCGUGCCAGACACAUGGCUCUAUGGGAGCAGCUCGACGGGGUAUAUCGACCAUGAGUUGUUUCAAACAUGGUUCAUGAAAGGAUUUCUGCCCCACUGUGGGCGAGCAAGGCCGGUUGUCUUGAUCAUGGACAAUCAUGACGCACACAUUUCCCUACCAGUUAUUCAGGCGGCCAGGGCGAACGAUGUUGUGCUGAUCGGGUUUCCAGGCCAUACCACGCACAUCUUGCAGCCGUUGGAUGUGAAGAUAAUUGGCCCGUUAAAGACAAACAUGGCAUCACUUGCGUCUGAUCUGGGAAUUGUUUGCCCGUCCUUGACUAUAGGGAAAUCCAAAUACCCUGUUUUACUGAAGUAUGCGAUGGACCGCAUCACACCGUCUACCAUCAUAGGGGCUUUUUCAAAGCUGGUAUCGUCCCACUAGACAGGGGAGCCAUAGACGAGUCCCAGCUUAUACCGGCGAUGUUUCCCGCUGUGCAAAAUAUUAAUGAUGACAACUCGGCCCAGACAUGUAAAGAAUGUGGACGUUUCACGGUUAACCCUCUUGUCAAGGCCGGUCUAGUGCCUGAGUCACUUGCUGACAUUUUAGUUCCACCAGCGUCAAAACCUGCAGCUCAACGAAAUAAAAGAAGAAUAGUUACCGAGGGACGAGUAAUAAGUGGUGACGAAAUACUGAAGGAGUUAAUGGAACGAGAGAAAGCUUCCGCCGAGAAAGACCGUCGAGAUGCGCAGCGAGCUUUGGAAGCCGACGAAAGGAAAAGAAUGAAAGAGCAGGGAGAAAUUGAAAAGAUUAAGAGAAAAGAGGAACGUGUUGAAAAGCGAUUGGCCAGGGAACAGGAACAGAAGAAAAAAGCGGACGAGAAAAUGGAUAGAGGGAAACUUGCUAACAAGAAGUUUACGUGUGGAGUCUGUUGUAUGAGAGGGAGGGUGUUGGAUGAGAGCAAGGGCAUUGUGUGGUUCGGGUGUGAUGAGAAAGUGUGUGGCAAAUGGUACCAUUUUGAAUGUUUGCAUCGUAGCGAGCAAGAAUACUUACGAGAGAGUAUGGAAGAGGGAGAAAGCUGGUAUUGUAAGGCAUGUAAGCCAUGGCUGUAUUGUGAAGAGUGAAUGGCUGUGUCCCUUGUGUUUCUCGUGCACGAGAUUCAUGUAAGCUGCUUUUGACGUUUGUGAUGUAUUGAUUAUUAUAAAACCUUAUGUAUUGAAUGAAACACGUUUUUUGUAUUAAAUAAUCAUCAUAUUAUAAAUAAUACCAAUGCAAUGAUAA
This is a messenger RNA of Dreissena polymorpha, 2715 nucleotides long. RefSeq lists its product as uncharacterized. Lineage: Eukaryota; Metazoa; Mollusca; Bivalvia; Myida; Dreissenidae. The record is from RefSeq and is a predicted model, not a curated record. The transcript has 7 exons. Gene Ontology annotation, molecular function: DNA binding. Bases 754 to 1878 code for a protein of 374 amino acids. Gene Ontology annotation, cellular component: nucleus.